Uloborus diversus is the source of this 8644-nucleotide messenger RNA. RefSeq names its product helicase domino-like (gene dom). The transcript has 43 exons. NCBI's taxonomy places the organism in Eukaryota, Metazoa, Arthropoda, Arachnida, Araneae, Uloboridae. The record is from RefSeq and is a predicted model, not a curated record. Gene Ontology annotation, molecular function: ATP hydrolysis activity; ATP-dependent chromatin remodeler activity; ATP binding. Bases 137 to 8110 code for a protein of 2657 amino acids. Gene Ontology annotation, cellular component: Swr1 complex.
UGUAACAAAGAGUGUUAAGCAACCUGUUGUAACUCAUAAACAGUCAUCAAAACAUAAUUCCAUAUCAACAGUUUAUGAUUCUCAAAUUGGUUCUCAAGAAGAGAUAGUAGAAAGAGCUAAGCAAGAGGCCUAUGUGAUGCAAAGAGUGGGAGACCUGCGCAAAGAAGGAUUAUGGUCUCUUAAAAGAUUGCCUAAAGUUGCAGAAAGUCCACGUAUUAAAGCACAUUGGGAUUAUCUUUUAGAAGAGAUGGUUUGGUUAGCCACAGAUUUUGCACAAGAAAGAAAGUGGAAAAAAGCUGCUGCAAAAAAGUGUGCGCGUAUGAUCACGAAAUACUUCCAAGAAAAAGAAAUUAAAGCUGAAAAGGCAGAGAAGGAAGAACAAUUAAAGAUGAGAAAAAUAGCAAGCAUAAUGGCUAGAGAAAUCAAACAGUUUUGGAGUAACAUUGAAAAGCUAGUCGAAUAUAAGCAACAAACAUGGUUAGAAGAAAAGAGGAAAAAAGAGUUAGAUGUUCAUCUGAAUUUUAUUGUUGACCAGACUGAAAAGUAUUCAUCUUGGCUAACUCAAGGCAUGAAUCGCACUUUUAAUGAGAGCCCCUCUUCAAGCAGAGCUACAUCACCAACUUUAGAUUCUCCUUCAUCAAUCUCUUUGAAAAGGGAGCACAAGCUUGAUGAUUUUGAGCCAGAAAGCAGUGGCAGCGAUGAUGAGGAGACUAUACAGAAAGAAGAAGAAGACAUUGAUGAAGAAGAGCAAAAUAAAGAAAUUGCUUUAUUACAGCAAGAAAGUGAAAUGUCUUUAGAAGAGUUUUUAGAUACCUUACCUCAUGAAGUUUUGAAAAGUCAUGCUCAGUUAAACGAUAGUGAGCAUAAGUGUUCUGAUUCUAAGGAAGAUAAUCAGAGAAAGUUUGCUGAAGAAAAAACAAAUGCAAAAACAAGUGCGUUAGAUGAUGAUAUAGAUUUUGAAAUUUCCGAAGAUGAAGAAGAUGAUGAACAAACAAUAUUAGAGCAAGAAAGAGUUGAAAAACAUGUGGACCAUGAGGAAGAAAUUAAAGAGUUAGAAGCUGAAAAUGAAAUGUCUAUUGAAGAAUUGCGUGAAAAGUAUGCUGGUGCCUAUUCAGAUGAUUUCAAAGUUGAAGGAUCUGAACAAAAUGAAGAUUCUUCAAUCAUGUCUGAAAAUGAAUCUGAUUUUAGUACAAAUGAGAGUUCUGAAGAAGAUGACGAAGAAGAAAUAGAUCAAAAUGAUGAAUUGUUCAAGUCUUUUAACAAAGAGGCUGAUGGGAAAAGUAGUCCUUCAAGGGAGAUUAGCGAUAUUGCUGCUACUGCUGAAAGCUUUCACCCUAAAGGAAAUACCUUAUCAACAACUCAGGUGUUCACCAAAGUUCCUUUUUUGCUAAAACAUCAACUUCGAGAAUACCAGCAUAUAGGAUUAGAUUGGCUUAAUGCUAUGUAUGAUAAGAAGCUUAAUGGUAUCUUGGCUGAUGAAAUGGGUCUUGGUAAAACUAUACAAACGAUAUCUCUUCUAGCACAUUUAGCUUGUGAAAAAGGAAUAUGGGGACCUCAUUUAAUUGUUGUUCCCACAAGUGUAAUGUUAAAUUGGGAAAUGGAAUUUAAGAAGUGGUGUCCUGCUUUCAAGAUUUUGACUUAUUAUGGAACUCCAAAAGAAAGGAAACAGAAAAGAGUGGGAUGGACAAAACCCAAUGCUUUCCAUGUAUGCAUUACAUCCUACAAACUUGUUGUGCAAGAUCAUCAAUCAUUUCGAAGAAAGAAGUGGAAAUAUUUUAUCCUGGAUGAAGCUCAGCACAUAAAAAAUUUCAAAUCUCAAAGAUGGCAAAUGCUGUUAAACUUUCAAAGUACACAUCGUCUUCUUUUGACUGGAACACCCCUUCAAAACAACCUCAUGGAACUGUGGUCUUUAAUGCAUUUUUUAAUGCCUAAUGUCUUCCAAUCACACAGAGAGUUUCGUGAGUGGUUUGUCAAUCCAGUAACUGGCAUGAUUGAAGGAAGUCAUGAAUAUAAUGAGAGUCUCAUAAAAAGAUUACACAAGGUGCUUCGACCUUUCCUCUUACGACGCCUAAAGUCAGAAGUUGAAAAGCAGCUUCCAAAAAAGUAUGAGCAUAUCAUAAUAUGCCGAUUAUCAAAAAGGCAAAGAUACCUCUAUGAUGAUUUCAUGUCCCAGACAAAGACUAAAGAAACUCUAGCAACAGGAAAUUUCAUGAGUGUUAUUAAUAUUUUGAUGCAACUUAGAAAAGUGUGUAAUCAUCCAAAUAUGUUUGAAGAACGGCCGACAGUCUCACCCUUUCAAAUGGAUGGAAUACUGUUUUAUACAAGUUCCUUAGCUUAUACUGCACUGGAAUAUGACAAGUUCAAGCAUGUGUGUUUGCAGUAUCUCAAUCUACUACUAGUUGAACUUGAAUUAUCAUUGACUGCAUUUGCUGCUCAUCGAGUUAAAAAGUUUCAGACUCCUUCCAAAUUAAUUGUAGAAAUUGACAAUAUGCCUGAACCACCACCUCCUUGCCCUGCUGUAAAAAUGAGAGUUAAUUUCUGUAACUCACAGGGUUCAGGUCGUUCGUCUCCUGUUGCUACUCAAACAAGAACAGCAGUUGCUAGGCUACCCACUUCAUCUCCUAACAGAGUAACUGCUCCAGCAACACUACCACCAAGAUUUAUGGUUUUACCCGGGCAGCAAACAACACCUGUUACUAGAACAGUAACUCCUGCCACUGGCAUUAGCAAUCACCCGGUUAUUGCUCAACCUGAGCAGUAUACUUUGCAGUUAGUCCAACCAGGAGCUGUUGCAUCGCUUGCACCUCUUGGCGGUUUAACCCUACAAUUGCAGCCAGCUUCCCCUGGUGGUGGUCGAGUUCAAUGCAUUCAAUCUCUCAUUGGUGGCCUUGGUCGCAUGGUAACAACAACCACUGGUGCUCAGUGGUUAAUCACAACAUCUGUUGCCAACUCUGUAGCAGAACAACCCCAAAUGCAAGCUGCGGUAACAACUGUCUCUGCUCAGCCUAGCUUACCGACAACUACUGCAAGUUCCACGCCUAUUGUCUUAAGCACAAACAUAGCAACUGCAACUGUGAUACCACAAGUGCAGAAAAUUGGAAAUCCUUCUGUUUCUGCCCCUUUUAUUACAACAUUUAAUCGUCCUCCCAGCCACAGUUCAUCAAAUUCACCGUUGACUACCCAAACGAAUCACAACAAACCUGUCGGCCGUGUUGCACCAUUAAAUGUCCAUCCACCUAUUAAUUCAAAUUCUGGUAUUUCAAACCAUAUACAGUCAUCUAAGAGUCCUGUUGUUCAUUCACUAACCAAGCCUGCAGUUAAAGUUGAGCCUGGAAAUUCAUUACAGUCAGAAAGAAAGAGUUCACUGUUUUAUUUAGAAUCAUUGUCUCUACAGCGUGAGCAAGAAAGAAAAAGUACUUUGAGGUCUUUAGCUAGAAUAAAUAAUUAUCGAUGUGCAGCUUGUCCAAUAUAUGGCGCUGAUCUGGUAGAAGCUGUUACAAAUAUCAGCAGUCCAAGUAAAUCUGAUGUUAAUCAUAGUUUUCGAGGGCAAGGCUAUGUAAGCUGCCUCAGUGCUAAGCUUUCUACUCAAAAACAAGAAGACUACUGGAGUCAUACGAACUUUCUAUCAGGCCUUAUUUUGUCUCCUGAAGAAAGAGUUAUUGAACUAAUUGAAAUCAUCAAAAGAUUUGUGUUUGUGAUUGCUGCUGUCACUACACCUCCAAUACAGUCGCAUAUCUCUCAUCCACCUCCAUCUAAUAAAAAUGCUGAGAGAAUGUGUCAUGAAGAACUUCAAAAUUUUCUAGCUCCAAAAUGUGCCUUUUUGCAUCCAGUUACUAGCAAUAUGAAAACUCAGUUUCCUGAAUUACGUCUCAUCCAGUAUGAUUGUGGUAAACUUCAGAGACUUGCUCAUUUGCUUAUAGAAUUGAAAAGUAAUCAACAUAGAGUUCUUAUUUUUACACAAAUGACUCGUAUGCUAGACAUAUUGGAGCAAUUUCUAAACUAUCAUGGUCAUACUUACUUACGUUUGGAUGGACUAACCAAAGUGGAACAAAGACAGGCGUUGAUGGAGCGAUUUAAUGCGGACAAGAGAAUUUUCUGCUUCAUAUUAUCAACUCGCUCUGGUGGAAUUGGAGUGAAUCUCACCGGUGCCGACACUGUAAUAUUUUAUGAUAGUGAUUGGAAUCCGACCAUGGAUGCGCAAGCUCAAGAUCGUUGCCAUAGGAUUGGACAAACAAGGGAUGUUCACAUAUAUAGACUGAUUAGUGAAAAAACUGUGGAAGAAAAUAUUCUGAAAAAAGCUAAUCAAAAACGAAUCCUGGGUGAUUUAGCAAUUGAAGGAGGAAAUUUUACUACUGCUUUCUUCAAAAAAAACACUAUUCAUGAGCUGUUUGGCAUUGAAGAUGUGCGAGACUUAUCAACAGCACCUCAGGAGUGUAAAAAAAUUGAAGUUAUUACUGACCAUGGAAAUGAUGAAAAGUUUUCACAAUCACAACUUGAACAGGCCCUAGGUAUGGCUGAGGAGGAAUCAGAUUUGCAAGCAGCAAAAACAGCUCAUGCUGAAGCUGCUGCUGAACUUGCUGAAUUUGAUGAAUCUAUUCCAUUAGAUACUGACAGUAGGGAAAAUGAAGAAAAAUCUCCUGCGGAAGAAGAGUUAGAAAAGUUAAUGGAACAGUUGACGCCUGUUGAAAAGUAUGCUGUGCAAUUUCUAGAGUCUUUGCAAGAGCCUGUUUCUUUGGAGCAGCUUAAGGAAGAAAUUGAAGCUCAAAAAAAAGAAUGGGAACUGGGACAUCUGAAAGCCUUGAAAGAAGAGGAAGAAAGACGUGCUAGUCGUUUAGCGGAUGAAGAGUCUCUGCUGUUUUGUAACCGUGACGCAGCAAAUCAGGUAUAUUAUUCUGUUAAUGGACAAGAAGAAAUGCCUUUGUGGGCACCACCAACUCCACCAGCCAAUGAAAAUGAUUUAUAUAUAGACCAUACUGUAUCUUUCUGGUAUGAUUCAUCUGUAAUGCAUGAAGCCCAUCUACCUCCUAUAUUUAUCAAAAAGGAAGCUAAAAGACAGAGAGUUGAUCCUGUAGUUUCAGCUGUCACAACCACCAGAAAACAGAAAGUAAGAAAAGAUGAUAUCAUUAGUAUUCCAAGAUCUCUUUUUGACCGUCCAACAGCUGCAAUACUGAAAAUGCGACGAGAAGUUAAGUUGCAAAAAGUUAAAGGCCUAAUGGUUGGAGCAGCAAAUAUUACAAAACCUGUUCCUACUUUCCAUGGAUUGAAACAGCCAUCAAUUGUUGUCAAUAAACCAGCUGUUGAUAUUCAUCAAGAGAAACUAGAGUGGCUUGUGCGAGAAGAUAUGAUGAUUUUACAGGUGCUGCAAGAUAUACAAUGUAUUCCGUUGAAUUUGACAAUCCUAAUGCCCGGACAAAUUCCAAAUUGGGAUUUAGUAUCUGAUGCUGUGAGUUCAAUAUGGGCUUACAGAUCGCCCAAAGCAUGCAAAAGUCGUUUUGAGAAUGUGAUUUUACCCAGAGAAGAAGGGAAGAUAUUAUAUGAUAUGAAUCCAAAGAAGCAAAAGAAAACCAAGGGCAUUUAUAAAUCUAAAAACAACAGACCUAUGAAAACAAAUCAGUUGUUUGUGCAAGAUAACAAUGUUUCCUACACCAAUAUCUUUAAUGCAAAAUUCAAAAUGGUAAUGGAACAGGCUGCAAAGAGGAAGUCUUUCGAAAGACCUACCUUCCUCCAAACUGCUAAAAAUCCUCAGAAACUUGCAACAGUUUUGGCUGAAAAUGGGAUUGAUUAUGAACAUCCACUGACUGCUAUGCAAAUUGCUUCUAAUAGAGCAGAACGCAUUGCCAGAGAGAAGCAGAAAAAUCAACCUGUUGUAGUGGCACAAGCAAUUCAAGGAGAAUGCACUGCACAAGUAACAGCUCAAGCUCUUGCACAAGCAUCAGAACAGCAACUAACUACUCAGCGGCAAUCUCAGCAACAAACAACAGUUACAGUUGCUGGUGCUACCAAUAUCAUACCUCCUCAUCAAGCUCAAGCAGUUAUUGCUAGUCUAGCACAAGCUCAGCAAUUACAACAAGUUCAGUUAAGCAAAGCUAAUUUACCACAAGGAGCUGUGACAUCAGUUUCUCUUGCAAAAUCUCUUACUAGUGGAAUAAUGGUAAAUGCGUCUCCUGGUUCUGCUCCUGCUAGCACUUUUGCUACAAUUAGUAAAGCUUUGGGUCAAGCAGGUGUUACAUCAAUAUCAUCUCAAGCUGGGGCUGCUCAGAAUGCAGCAAUUGCAGCUGCUCUUACUAAUGCCAAUUUGAGAAAUCAACGUGCCACCGUGACUGCAGUUGGUACUACUACUUCAAUGACUGUUCAGGAGAUGGUUGCAGCUGCUGCUGGUCAAGUACGUGGCUUGACAACUACAGCUGGUAGUACGUCCACUGCCCCUGCAGUAGUUUCUGUAGCUGGAUUAACUGCAGUACAACUAGCUGCCUCUCAAAGAAUAGCCGGAUCUCUCUCUGCUGCUACAACUGUGGCAUCUUCUGCAGUAAAUCCCCUGAAUACUCAAGUUACUACUCAGAGAAAUAUCAACCAAUUGACGCAAAUGCAAGCUAUUAGGCAAACAGCUUUAAUACGGCAAAGAGAACAGCAAAAUUUAAAGCAGCAGCAGCAUUUGAAAAGAUUGCAAACUGUUCAGCAACAGCAAGCUUCGCAGCAGGCUGCAAAAGUUGCCGUUGGUGCUGGAGGUACUUUAACUGUAACUGCUGCUCAACAAAGAGUUGCACAACAACAGGUUUCUUUGAAACAGUCUGUUGGAAGGCAAAUGACAGAGGCUGAAAUGGCUCAACUAAUGAAGAGACAACAGUUGCAGCAGCAGAAACAAGCACAAUUAACAACUGCUCAGAUACUGGCACAGGCUCAUCUUCAACAAGUUCAACCGCAACAAGUUUCUAUUACCGGUGGUACAGCUACCUUAGUUAAGACUGUUUCUGCUCCUUUGAGUGGAGCUUCUUCAAUGGCUAUUCCUGUAUCAGCUGUCACAAUGGGUGGUGUCAACAUAAAUGUGAGCUUACCCCAGGGCAAAACUGGUGCUGCUCAAACUAAAGGGGCUACUACUAUAACUAAUCAACAACUUCGACAGUUUCAAAUUCAACAGCAACUUUUGACUCAAGCUAGAAAAGGAAGCAAAGUUUCAGCAAAUCUAACUCAGUUGGCUAAGGUACCUAGCAAAAGUACUGGAAUAACUGCAUCAUCACUUUCUGCACCAAUGAAUGCUGUACAAAUUGUUCAACAUAAUGCUCAAGUUGGAACUACUCAGCAAGUAAAAGGAUUGCCUGCUGCAAUGACAGUACAACAGAUACAACAAGCUAUGAAAGCUAUACCACAAAAUCUUCCUGUAGUUGUUACAGCUACUCCUAGUCUUCCAGGGGUACAACAGCAACACACUUCUACUCUACGGGGUGAGCCUGGAGUUGCUACAGGUUCUGUAAAAGCUCAAACUACAACAUUACCAUCUACUACUCUAACUACAAGCGGUGUUUUGAAAGGCACACCUGCAGUAGUUGUGGGUCAGCAGCAAACUGCGGCAAUUCUUCAACAAGUUGCAGCAUCAACAUCAGGUCUUACUGCCCAACAAGCUGUCACUCUUGCUGUACGAGCUGCUGCUUCUCAAGCUCAAGGCCAGCAACAAGUUCAGAUUCAGGUUCAACAAUCACCCCAUUCAUCGCUCGUAACACCCCAAUCACAAGUUGUGUCUACCACCAUUCAACCGGGCCAGACAAGAGUGCAACAGCUUUCGCAGAGUGCUUCUACCAUCAACAUUGCUCAGCCUGUUGCUGUUCAGAGUACAGCUCAGGCUUCCAGCAUUCUAUCCUCUGCUGGAACUAUUGUACCACAAAUGUCUGCUGAAUCUACUCAUGUUGUCAUGCACAGUGUGUCUACAUCUAAUUCUGGUACUGCUCUUUCCAUACCAGCUUCACUCGCAACGUCUCAAACAGCGUCAACUACAGCUCAAGUAGUUCAAGCUGCUAUACAAGCAGCAAGGCAACAGCAGCAACAAGCAGCACAGCAGGCUGCGCAGCAACAGAAGGCAUCUCCUUACACAAUGAGGUUGCGAAAUCCUCCAAAAUAAUUUUAUGCAUUUCAAAACAAAUUUUAUGCAUUUCAUGAUAAAAUGAAAUAUUGAGCUUCUUUAUAAAAAUGAACUGUAAAUUCCACAAAUGGAAUUUUUGUUUUGUUAGUUUACACUACUUAUCUUGUUGAAAUUGUAGUUUCAUAUGCUGACACAUUUUGGCAGUUACAAUGGCCAUAUUUUACAUUGUGGUUAGUAUUCAUAUUUUUGAAGUUCAUGGAAUAAGUCAUACAGGCUAUUUAUUUCCCCCAUUUUCUGUUAUAAAUAAUUCAUUGAUGUGUAAAAAAAAUAAUCAUUCGAACUGGAGAAAAAUUUUCAGCAUUAUACUUGAUAAACUUCAAACUUCAUUCCUUUUACUUCCACAGUGGAAGUAAUAUUUAAAUAAAUUCUAACGUUUGUAUUUUGUCAAUUUCUGUAUCAUUUUUCAUUUCACUGUAUAUUUCAACAUAAUUGUUUGUUACUGAUGUCAUUCAUUAGAAAUAUUCUCAUCUCAUGUACAGCUAUGAUGCAAGUGGAAUAAAAUGCAUUCUUCUU